Molecule: messenger RNA, 2208 nt
Organism: Harpegnathos saltator (Jerdon's jumping ant)
Lineage: Eukaryota; Metazoa; Arthropoda; Insecta; Hymenoptera; Formicidae
Product: fatty acid synthase-like
Exons: 6
Coding region: 267-971 (234 amino acids)
Biological process (GO): fatty acid biosynthetic process
Molecular function (GO): fatty acid synthase activity
Source: RefSeq, a predicted model, not a curated record
UCGCGAGUGUUUCGUGACAGUGGUUUUAUAAUCAUAUCGGUUGGCUUUUCACGUCUUCUGAUAUCAUCGUUGAAAACAAUAUUCAUCGCAAAAGAUGAAUGCCACGAUAAAUGAAGUCUGUUCUUAGAAUGAAUAAAUUUAUGGACUAAUUGUUGCAUUUUAUCAACAUUGCGAAAUCGUGUGCCAAAAGGACUGAGCUACAUAGAACGAAAAAACAUUUUGCACUCCGUCUUCUGUACGAAAAGAUCUGUUAGUGGGACGAAAGUAUGGAGGCUAGCGGAAGAUAUAACUCAUAUGUAAAAGUUCCUCCGAGUGAAGAAAUUGUGAUUUCCGGUAUCGCUGGUCGGUUUCCUGAAACAAACAAUAUGAAGGAGUUGCAAGAAAAUCUCUUGAACAAAGUGGAUCUCGGUUCGGACGACAAUCGACGGUGGAGUAAUGUUUAUUAUGAUAUGCCAACUCGAAUGGGGAAAGUUAAUAAUGCAGACAAGUUCGACGCGCAAUACUUUAAUAUUUCACCUGAGGAGGCGCAUGUUACCGAUCCCAUGUGCAGGAUGUUGCUCGAGCACACCUACGAAGCGAUUAUCGACGCUGGAGUAAAUCCUAAAGAAUUGCGAGGGACAAAAACUGGUGUCUUCAUAGGAUCAUGUUACUCUGAAGCGACCAACGAGAUCCUUUAUUACAAGACUGAAGCAGCUGGAUACCCAAUUAUUGGCUGCAGUAAAUACUGGUUGGCGAACAGCAUUUCUCACUGGCUCGGCCUUACCGCACCAUCUUAUACCGUGGACACAGCCUGCAGUUCAAGCCACUUCGCUAUUGCAGAAGCUUACAGAAUGGUACGAAGUGGAGAAUGUGAUGCAGCUAUCGUGGGUGGUGUCAACCUAUGUCUUCAUCCUUAUACAUCGCUUCAGUUUUUUCAGCUCGAGAUCAAGUGCUACAAUCGGAGUUGCUUAGCAACGGACACAGAAGAUUAGAAAACCACCCGUCACCUUGGAAUAAAAGUGUUUCUUUGUUUACUUUGGAUGUAUAUAACAUACAAUUGCAUGUUGCCAUUUGUCUCAGUCAUUAACUUCUCAGUAUGACGAAAAUUUGUUCUUUCCUAUAAAACGAAAAUAUAUAGCAAUAUUUUGUAAUAUAUUGUUACAAUACGUUCAAGCGUCGUUUUCCUCUCACUCACGAUCUCCCGCGUAAAUAGUAAGCAACACUCCCGUGAACAAAUAACAAGAACUCUUUAAUAUAAACUAAGCUUUGUACAAAGCUUGCAAACAAGAACAAUUAUUCAGAGGAAUCUCUCAACGUAAUUUUACCGAGCCGCUCGAUCGCUUCACAGAAAGUUACCCUUGCUGUCAACAACAACAACCACGGUAAUAACGGUUGCUAAGAUGAGCGCCGACACAUUCCACGUUCGGCAAGACGUACAUACGGGAACAUUGUCCCCCGUCUCUUCAAAUUGUCCUCCCGACAAUUCUCCUAGGCAAUGUCAUUCUCUCCCUUGACUCCAGAGAUCUUCAUGACUCUUGUCCUACCCUGAGCUGCUGCUACAGGUUAUCGGACUCCAUGAAUUUCUGAUCUCAAUCAAGGAUUCUGAGGAUCUUGAUUCUUUGUCUUCAGAAGAUCAUUUCUAUCCCUGUCCUCUAGGAGAUGAUCAGUCUCCAGGACCUUUUGGGCCAGUCUUCUUGUUCCGGUUUCCUUCAAAGCCUAAGAACUGCUAGCCCUCCUUGAACGCCAUCCGAAUCUCUUCUUUCGUCCUUCCAGUCUUGACGAAGUCUUCGGACAAAAAGGGGGGGAGUAUAACUUCCCCGUGGUCCCUAAUAUCCUUAAAGGAUUUCUUUUUGUCCCCGUCUCGGCAUUUGCCCUCAAUCCCGCGAAAAAAACCACGGGGCCCAAAAAACCGCGAGCGAGACGGUCUUCUUCCAUUGGACGACUAACAAGCAUAUUCCCGAAAACUGUAAAUUUUCAGCUUAAUUUCCAAUCCCAUUUUCCUCUUUGAACGUCAAAACCACACCAAAACUUCAGAAGCACCCAAGACCAUCCUGGCAACAAAAAAAAUAGAAUUAAGGGUUUAUCUUUCCAAAAAUAGAGCUAUUCUAUCUGAAUGAACAACCUUUUGUCUAUGCCUAGUCGAUUUGCGAAUUCCAAAAACUACCUCACUAAGCUGCCUGACAAUCUCAUAAGGCCCCUCCCAAUUAUUCUAUAAUUUCGGUGCCCUUC